AUGGAGGAAGGAUCCCCUGGUGUCUUUCCCAAGCUUUCUCGUGUGACGAAGAGGAUUCGGGCUGCUGCAGAUUGCGAUUCUGAGUACGAUGUGGAGUCGGGUUCCAAUCUCAUUUCGAUGCAGGGGUUGAUGCAAGCAACUAAGAUGGAUCUGAUGCCAGAGUCUGAGCAUAUUUCUAGGCCAACGGCUGAUCUGGGUUUGAAUGAUGAGGAUGAUGUGUUCAUUUCUCGUGGUGAGCGUGGGCCGAGUAUACAGUUCUCUGAUCGUCCUAUGGCUCGAUUUUGUGAACCUUGGAAAAAUGCUUUGAUCGUUAAGCUCCUUGGUCGCUCUCAUACUUAUAACUAUCUUCAUGAUCGCUUAGCUCAGAAAUGGAGUUUGGUGGGAGGGUGGAAGCUUAUUGACUUGGUGAAUGAUUAUUUUGUUGUGAGAUUUGAUCUGGAAGAGGACUUAAAUUUUGUGUUGACUGGAGGGCCUUGGAUGAUUGCGGGGCAAUACUUAACCAUACAACAAUGGCGGCCUGGUUUCUGCCCUUCUACUGCACACAUCACAAGAAUGGCUGCUUGGAUUCGAGUAUCUGCCAUGCAACUUGAAUGUUUUGAUGUUUGGUCUCUUAAGAGGAUUGGCAACCUUCUUGGGGUAAGUUUGCUCGUUUAUGUGUGGGAGUUGGAUCUAACUAAACCCCUUGAUGCCUUUGUGCAAAUAAAUCAGAACUGGUACAAUAUUGAGUAUGAGGGAUUACCUGAUAUUUGCUAUCUAUGUGGGUGUUAUGGUCAUAAAAGGGAGAGUUGUACUCUGAAAUCUGUGAAUUUGUCCGAUGAGGCUGGGAAAGCUCAAGGUGCAGGAGUGGGACCUAUGAAUCAUGACUCUGUUGGGGUUACAGAAACUGUGAAGAUGGCUGAGGAUAGCUUGCGAGGCCCUUGGAUGAAUGUGCAAUCUAGAAGGCGACCAAAACUAUUCAUAAGGAUGUUCCUGGGCAGGGUUCUGGUGGAAAGAAACAAAGGGGUCUCGUUUUGA
Messenger RNA from Prunus armeniaca (apricot), 1014 nucleotides. Lineage: Eukaryota; Viridiplantae; Streptophyta; Magnoliopsida; Rosales; Rosaceae. The record is from the annotation of a GenBank genome assembly.